AAAAUUAGCGCUUAACCUCAAAUCGCGAGGAACGGGCGAGAAACACGGGUCCUCGCGUGACGAUAAAUUAAUGAUAAUUAUUUUCGCAUGAUCUUCUGGAAACAGGUGGGAUAUCGUGGGACUGUGACUCGUGACGCGUCGUGCGUCGACAACGCGUCGAAACGCGUUACGACGACCUCGAAUCAGUCCUAUUGUGUACAUCGUUCGCCGCGCUUGUGUUCGCCAUUUUUAAAAGGAGCUGCGCGAUCAGCCGCUGUCCGCUGCAACUACGCCAUUGAGACGAAAUCCUGGAUGUGUUGCUGGGGGAUAUAAGGGGAACGAGGGGAUAAAGUGCGCGGCGAGGUAGCGCGAGCAGUGGUGGUGGUGGUGGUGGUGGUAGGUGCAAACGACGUUCGUUCGUUGUGAUUUCAGUGAUUCGUCGUCUUCGUGCUGGGUUGGCGAGGUGUGCGAGAAUUCGGUGCAUGGGUGGUACGUGGUUCAUGGGCGUGUUCCGCUCUGCCGUCGGUACGUAGAGGAAGGUGUCAUCGGGUGCGAUUUCUCGCCCCCUCCGGUGCCUUUCGCGCGCGCGUUGCGCGACACGCAGUAUUUCGCGCGCGCGAUCCGUCCCGCGUAGACGACGUAUUACGAGGAUGUAAGUCCGACGAGGAGGGCGAAAGAGAAGCAGAAGAGAGAGUUUUCUGUGUUACAUUCCGCGUGUAAGUCGAGGGUGAGAGUCUCCGGGGAAUCGAGGAGUCUCCGAGGAGGAGCCUCGGCGAACGCGACGAGUUAUCACGACUGCGUGACACACUCUUCUCUUUCUCCUCGCCGUGUGACAGUCGCGCGGAGCAAGCAGCAAGGAUGUCGAGCGUACCGCUGAUGUCCAGCGGGCUCAGCAAGCUGAAGAAGAAACACUUUCGGGUGAAGCAUCAGAAGGUUAAGCUGUUCCGCGCGAACGAGCCACUGCUCAGCGUGUUUAUGUGGGGUGUUAAUCAUACAAUAAAUGAACUUAGUCACGUUAACAUUCCGGUAAUGCUCUUGCCAGAUGAUUUUAGAGCUUACAGCAAAUUGAAAGUGGAUAAUCAUCUCUUCAACAAAGAGAACAUGCCCUCCCACUUCAAAAUCAAAGAAUAUUGCCCGUUAGUGUUUAGAAAUUUGCGAGAGAGGUUUGGAAUAGACGAUCUGGAUUACAAGGAAUCGAUGACAAGAUGUCGGGUGUUUAAUCCCUCGCGAGCAAAGCAGCGUUCGGAUUUGGUCGAAGGAGUAGGCGUGAGGACUCGUCAGUUGGUUCAGCGCUCCGCUACCUCUCCGUCGAUCACUCUCUCCUCCUCUCCUUCCGCCUCCUCACACAAUUCGAUUCUAAACAAAUCGCUACGCACCUACAGUUUUAAACCGAAACGCCUGAGAUCUCAGCCAGUGCUCGACGAUUCGUCCGGAAAGAGUGGCGCCAAGUUUUACCAAUCCUACGACAAGCUGUUCAUAAUUAAAACUCUUACGAGUGAGGAAGUGGAGAGAAUGCACGCGUUCUUGAAGCAUUACCAUCCCUAUAUUGUCGAGCGACACGGAAAGACACUAUUGCCGCAGUACUUGGGAAUGUACCGGCUGACCGUUGACGGCGUCGAGCAUUACGUGGUCGCCAUAAGAAAUGUGUUCUCCAACCAUUUAACGACACACAAGAAGUUCGACCUGAAAGGCUCGACGGUGGACCGAGAGGCGUCGGACAAGGAGAAAGAGAAGGAUCUUCCUACCUACAAGGAUAACGAUUUCGUUAAAGAAGGAACGAAAAUUUACAUCGGGGAGGAGGCCAAAGCUAAACUAAUAGAAACAUUAACCGCCGACGUAGACUUCUUGACAAGAUUACACCUGAUGGAUUACUCCUUGCUGCUCGGCUUGCACGAUUGCGCGCGUGCUGAACAGGAGAGUCGAGAGCGCGCGGAAAGGGAGGACGACGAGGAUAAUCACGAUGAGGAGGACGACAGUGAAUCCGGCAGCGGAUUGGAGUCUCGAGGUCCAAUGGCGGACCGCAUGUGGGGUUGGGGCGGCGUUGGCCACGCGGUUGCCAGUAUGGCGACGCCUCCCGAGUCGCCGCACGCCGCGUUAGUACGUGAUACCAGUCUACAAUAUGAAGACGCGAUAAUACCCGAACUAGAUAUUUAUGCUAUUCCUAGUAAAGAAGGUGCUCCCACGAAGGAGAUCUAUUUUUUGGCCAUAAUAGACGUGCUGACGCACUACGGCGUGCGCAAGCAGGCGGCGAAAGCGGCCAAAACCGUCAAGUACGGCGCCAACGUCGACGGUAUAUCCACCUGUGAUCCGGAACAAUACGGCAAACGAUUCAUAGAGUUCAUGAGCAAAGCCAUAGAGUAAAGGGUAUUAUUAAUUGUGCGUAUAAGAUGAUGAAAUUACUGACGAUAUUACCGCUUAUGUGUACUGUCGGAGUGAAAUCGAGUUCACCGCACGAAAGAACCGCGGAGAUUGAUCGUCGCAGUCUCUCCGUUCGGUUUAAUUUCUCGACACUGAUCAUCUUAAUAGUGCUUUCAUUCGCGAUUCGCAUGUGAUCAAGUAGAAGCGCGUAAGUAAGUCGCUUAUUUCGCGAGCGUCCUUAAGCGAAACGCCGUUCCUCGAUAAUUUUUUAUCGGAAUUGUUUAUUGAAUUUUACGACCGGUGAGAUUGUUUUUAACCUCGAUUGAUCAUUAUUUGCCGUUUUACUUUGCUACGUUCAGUCUUCGUAACAGUCGCGAGGAAGUCACCGCGUAAUCGGUUUCCCCGAAUUUUUCGCUUAAAACUUUUCCACGUCGAAUAAAUGAAUCGUUCAAUAAAUUUGUUGCGCUUGGCAUUACUCAUACACGAUCGCCGUCGCGUUAAGAAUUUUCACGAAAAAAAAAAAAAAAAAAAAAAA
Messenger RNA from Linepithema humile (Argentine ant), 2872 nucleotides. It is a transcript of the gene PIP4K, whose product is annotated as phosphatidylinositol 5-phosphate 4-kinase. The record is from RefSeq and is a predicted model, not a curated record. Gene Ontology annotation, biological process: phosphatidylinositol phosphate biosynthetic process. Lineage: Eukaryota; Metazoa; Arthropoda; Insecta; Hymenoptera; Formicidae. Gene Ontology annotation, cellular component: plasma membrane. Gene Ontology annotation, molecular function: 1-phosphatidylinositol-5-phosphate 4-kinase activity; 1-phosphatidylinositol-4-phosphate 5-kinase activity.